UUUUACCCGGAAAUUAAACAGUUAAUGCUCGGUCACAGCUUUGUUUGUUUUUUGUUUAGCUAGGUUUGCUAGCUAGUGCGCCGACGUUUAAUAGAAAUUUCAUGCUAGAACUAGCUGAUACUGCUUGAUAACAAAAAUGAAUUAAAAGCUUAGUAUCCAACAUAGCUAGUUAACAAAAACAGCUUAGCUAACUAAAUAGCUUUCUAGCUGGAGUUUAAAUCUGUCGACGAGCUGGUGUUUUGGACGUUUUGGCAACUUCGGAAUUUGACAGCGUUUCGCUAUAGGCAGGCUAGCAAGCAAAACUUUUCUCUUUGUCAGCAUGUCUUAUGCCGGAGCAGUAUGGCUAGCUGUUCAAGAGGACCUUUACAGAAGUAUCUUCCUCGGACCAGCUCGUCAAAGACGCAAGAGCGGCACCUACUCCUGCAGCUCAAACGGUCAUAGUGACCAAGCAAGACACCCCCUGGACAGUUUCGAUGAUAACUUUUUGUCGCAGUGUUUUCAUUAUAAUCGGCAAUGCCUGAUCUUUCUUGUCGACUAUGUUAAAGCUCGUAUGAUGAAGGACAUUUUUAGGCCCAGUAACGAUGCUGCCUCGGUCGAAGCGAUGAUAUUAGCCACACUUUGUUUUUAUGCGCAGGGCUUUCUUCCAAGGAAAAUCACAGACAUGUUGGGAUUGGACCACACAUCCGCGAACUAUGCGGUAAAUGUCGUUUCUAAAGUCUUGGCGGACAUGGCUCCGGAUUUUAUCACGUUUCCCGGUAGUUAUAAUGAUCGCAUGGGUGUUGCAUAUGGUUUUAAAAACUUAAGUGGAAUUCCAAACGUCGUUGGGGUGUUGGGUUGUUUACAUGUCCAAGUGUUUCCCCCACCCGCCGAAGAGAGACUGUUUCUGAACACUCUCGGUUACCAUUCAGUUAUGGUGCAGAUAAUAAAUGAUGUAGAUGGAAAUCUACUGAGUGUUGAGCAGUGUUGUCCUGGGGGAACUAUGGAACAGGCUGUUUGGGAAAGCUCCAACAUUUGCCAGGAGUUUAGCAGACUUCAGCAUGGUCAGACCUGGGUUGUUGGUAAUAGUGGUCUGUCUAAAAGUAGGUAUGUGUUAACUCCCGUUGAACGCUCUCAAAUCAAAACCAGUGCCAUCAGACGUUUUAACACAGCUCAAUCUCAGGUCCUCAACUCCACACAGCGCGUCUUCGGCUGUCUGAAAACUCGCUUUCGGUGCCUGCGUGACCUCGGAGCUGUGCAGGCCUGCGCCCUUGAGCCCCUCGCUCGAAUCAUCACAGCUUGCUGUGUCCUGCACAACAUCUCUAAGAAGUUUUCUGUGCCAUUACCUGGAGAGCUGGUUCUGGAGCCCGUACACCCCAUUCCAGAGUUGGGGGAUGAAGGAGUCAAAAACCCACUUUACUACAUGGAGGAGACAAGGGAAGACAUGAUAGAAAUGUGCUUUGGUAAUGCUGGGGAGGAAGAUGGGCAAGGCGAGAAGGAUGGACAUAAGGGUAGGCAUGGAUAGACAUAAACACAAUGGGAUUCACAACUGACACAAAAAGUUUGUUCAUCCUUGUACAGCUGAAGGAGGACUAUACAUUGGAAGUGCAGCCCCUCUAACAGGUGCACUGAAGAAGAUGCAGUGCAGAAACAUCCAAAAAUGAUCUAGGCAGCGAGGAAUUUUUUCCAUCUUAUUUUCACUGUUACCUGUCAUAAUUUACUUGUCAAACAGUUAGAAAGCAGAGUAAUAAUUAUUAAACUCUCAGGCCUGUAGUCAAUGACCAACAUUCAUCUCUUGUACAGUUAAUGUACAAGCUUCACUCUGUUCUAGGACACAGAACUACUUCCUUUCCCCACUAUUCUCCUUUGUACCUUUUUGAUAACUGAUGUUUUUGAGUCAGAACUCUUUCUGUUUCUGUAACAUGACAGUCAGUAAAGAAAAAAGUAUGGUUUUAUUGUUUUAGGAUUAAUUCAAAAUAAAUUAAUGACAUUAAUUAGAAAUUAAAUAACUGAAUAAAUUAAAAUUUUCAUAAAAAACUUUGUUCACAAAAAGCCUUGAAACAGAGCAGAAUAUUUUUAUAAGUGUAUAAAUUAAUGGAUUGAGCUGAUUGAGAGCAAAAAAGGGUGCUUCAUGUGUGUGUUCUCAGCCUAUAAUGGCUUGGGUAUUGACACCAAAAUUAAAUGUGUUGUCCAUCUUUUUCCUAUGAAGAACUGAACCCCUUACACAGUGUGUAUUCUUUAAACGUCAAACAGCAGUCAAAACCAAAAUGUUUUUUUUUGCAUUCAGUUCUGUGCUUAGUUGGCCAAAAGCAUCAUAAUGUUAUAAUGUCCUCUUAAUUAUAGAAGGGCCAAGAUGGCCAAGUCCUGCCAUGAUGAACUUUGGUUUCUGAUGUCUGAAGCACUCACUACUUGCAUGGACUUUGCAGCUUGUUGUCCAUGGAAACAAGCUGCAAAAGUCAAAUCUAAUUUAUGUUACAAGUUUAGAUUAAGCCAAUCUUUUGUAAUAAUUCUGCAAUUUGGAUGUGUUCAUUAAAUAAAAUGGAAAAUUUCUCUGGCUAAAAAACUAGUUUAGCUCUUGGACCUUAAAUAAUAUAUAUGUUCCAGAAAUGUGUGGUCUGUGGUCAGUGUACAAAAGGGAGGGGAGGUGUUCAUUUUUUAGUACAAAAUGUACACUGUACAAUGUGCAGUACACUCAGAAGUAAAGUAUACCUUACAAGGUAUUCCUUAAAGGAAUAUCCUAAUUACUAAUAUUAAUUAUUUACAUCAUGUGCACUAUUUUUUUUCUCUUUUUUGCCGUUAUGUAGCAAACUGUUAUGAGUUUUUCAAAUGGCUGCAGAUGGCA
This is a messenger RNA of Electrophorus electricus (electric eel), 2818 nucleotides long. RefSeq names its product putative nuclease HARBI1. NCBI's taxonomy places the organism in Eukaryota, Metazoa, Chordata, Actinopteri, Gymnotiformes, Gymnotidae. The record is from RefSeq and is a predicted model, not a curated record.